Messenger RNA from Sorex araneus (European shrew), 3041 nucleotides. It is a transcript of the gene GGPS1, whose product is annotated as geranylgeranyl diphosphate synthase 1. The transcript is spliced from 5 exons. Gene Ontology annotation, biological process: isoprenoid biosynthetic process. Lineage: Eukaryota; Metazoa; Chordata; Mammalia; Eulipotyphla; Soricidae. The record is from RefSeq and is a predicted model, not a curated record. Bases 246 to 1214 code for a protein of 322 amino acids. Gene Ontology annotation, molecular function: prenyltransferase activity.
UGGCAGCAACGCCUGCGCAGUAUAACCGGGAUGGCGCAUUUUCUUGCACCGAGUAAUGCGGCGUCGCUGGCAGCUGAGGAAGGCGGAGAGUUCUGUGGAGAAAUAGGGGCCGGGAUUCAUGUAGCCAACCGCAGGAGGCUUGAUCUAGACUAUAAAAGCAGGAGGCUGAUGCUAAGUACUCCCGGCCCGGCAGUGUGAAAGUCGUGAGAUCAUCGUUGAACCGUCAGCUUUGAAGUUUAAAAACAAUGGAGAAGACUCAAGAAACAAUCGAAAAAGUUCUUCUAGAACCCUACAAAUACUUACUUCAGUUACCAGGCAUCAUUCCUGGUGAAGCUCAGAGACUGUUUUGGUUACUAGGGUUCGAACUCUACCGUGUGCAAGGUAAACAAGUGAGAACCAAACUUUCACAGGCAUUUAAUCAUUGGCUAAAGGUUCCUGAAGACAAACUACAGAUUAUCAUUGAAGUGACGGAAAUGUUGCAUAAUGCCAGUUUACUUAUUGAUGAUAUUGAAGACAACUCAAAACUUCGGCGUGGCUUUCCAGUGGCACAUAGCAUCUAUGGAAUUCCAUCUGUCAUCAAUUCUGCAAAUUAUGUGUACUUUCUUGGCCUAGAGAAAGUCUUAACUCUUGAUCACCCACAUGCAGUCAAAAUUUUUACACGUCAACUUUUGGAACUUCAUAAGGGACAAGGCCUAGAUAUUUAUUGGAGGGAUAAUUACAUUUGUCCUACUGAAGAAGAAUAUAAAACUAUGGUGCUACAAAAGACAGGUGGACUAUUUGGAUUAGCAGUAGGUCUCAUGCAGUUGUUCUCUGAGUUCAAAGAAGAUUUAAAGCCUCUACUUGAUACACUUGGCCUCUUUUUCCAAAUUAGGGAUGAUUAUGCUAAUCUACACUCCAAAGAAUAUAGUGAAAACAAAAGCUUUUGUGAAGAUCUAACAGAGGGAAAAUUCUCAUUCCCUACUAUUCAUGCUAUUUGGUCAAGACCUGAAAGCACCCAGGUACAGAAUAUUUUGCGCCAGAGAACUGAAAACAUAGAUAUUAAAAAAUACUGUGUACAUUAUCUUAAGGACGUAGGUUCUUUUGAAUAUACUCGGAAUACUCUUAAAGAACUUGAAUCUAAAGCCUAUAAACAAAUAGAUGCAUUUGGUGGAAACCCUGAGCUAGUAGCUCUAGUAAGCCACUUAAGUAAAAUGUUCAAAGAAGACGAUGAGUGAUUCUCAAUUAGGCUUGAUAGCUUAAAUUAAUUGUUUCUUUUUUAAUCAUCUUUGAAAAUUUUUUAGGGUUUUAAUCUCCAGAAUCAGAGUGAAUAAGGGCAAUGUGAGAGAUGGUUCCAAUUUAGAAUCCUACUAUACAGAUAAUCAUGUAACAAAGUUGAAAGAAUCAAAAGAAACCACACUUAAAUAGAUCUAAUUUCAGUUUUCUAAUGUGCUUUGUUGGGGUUGUCCAGCCAGCUCUGCCACAAAUUGGUCUAUUGAUUCUGUCAAUAAAGACUUCCAGGAAUUUUUAUCCAGAUAACAUCCAGUUUUCAGUUCAUUUGCCCCCGUUCCAAGCCAGUGACUACUUGGAACCAGUUUCCACAGUUCCCUGACCCAAAGACCACAGGACAUUCUCUUUCUUCCUAAUAUUGCUAUUUAAAACGUCUCAGUCUACCCUUGAAACUUUCUCACUUAAAUAGUCCAUCAAAAAGCUGAGAGUGAUAAGUAGUAAACACUCUGGACCUUAUCCCCUUUUAUCCUUCCCAACAAAGCAAGUUCUUUUUUUGAAAGAGUGGCUGUGAAAUUUACAGGCAAAAAGAGGUAAUACAGUGGGUAAGGCACUUGCCUUACACACACCUGACCCAUAUCGUCUCUAGGGAACACUGCCAAGAGUAAUUCCUGACUGGGGCUGGAGCAAUAGCACAGCAGGUAGGGCGUUUGCCUUGCACUCGGCCGACCCGGGUUCGAGUCCCAGCAUCCCGUAUGGUCCCUGAGCACCACCAGGAGUAAUUCCUGAGUGCAUGAGCCAGGAGUAACCCCUGUGCAUCACUGGGUGUGACCCAAAAAGCAAAAAGAGUAAUUCCUGACUACAGAGCCAGGAGUCACCCUUGAAAGGGGUAUAACCCAAAACUGAAAGGGGAGAAAAAACUUAACACAAAAACUGAGGGUUUUUUGUUUUUUUUUCCCUAAAAUCACUAUAUCCAAAACUGGUUGAUGCCUGGUUAGAGCAGUAUAUUUCCCAUUAUGGAAGGGGGGGUGGGGAGGAAGCUAUAAAGUAUCAGGAUGGCACUUUUCAAUUCUUUUAUAGUUUCCUCUCAAUAGUAAUAAGCUGUUGCUUACUUCAGAUACCAAAGCUGUAAGAUUUUAGGUAGACCCUUUACCUUCCUACCCACAUCACAAAUCUUCACCACCCUCAUCCCCAACCCAAAAUAAUUGGUGACAAUAGAAAGGGAAAGAAUAGGCAUCUUUAAUAUCUGUGGUUAAUAGAAAAGCAGUGGGGCUAGAGCAAUAGCACAGCGGGUAGGGCAUUUGCCUUGCAUGCAGCCAACCUGGGUUCAAAUUCCCAGCAUUUCAUAUGGUCCCCUGAGCACCACCAGGGGUAAUUCCUGAGUUCAGAGCCAGGAGUGACCCCUGUGCAUUGCUGGGUGUGACCCAAAAAGCAAAAAAAAAAAAAAAGCAGUAACUUGAGAACUGGCACCCAACUGAACAUUAGCCAAAGCUACAAUAUCAGGCACUAAUUAGUUAUACAAUGCCUUAAUGCUGACUAUCCCAUUCGUGUAAUCUCCAGCCCUAAGCCCCUUAGAAUCGUCUUACCCAAGCGUAGGGGGAAAAAUAUGACCCUGAUUCCUGUAUUAGAAGUUUAAGCAACUUAAAAAUUUAUAUUUCUGAAAAGUGUAUUUCUCAAAAGUACUUCUUGGUUGACUUUAUAAUGUAAUUAUUCAGAUGUAAUACUUUGAUGAGUUUUCAUCUAAGCACUCCACUUAAAUCUUGAGAAGUUGAUGAUAAUGUUUAAAACAAUUUUGAUCUCCCAUUUCAAUUUAUUAAACUUUAAAAUCGUGAGUGUUA